UGUUUGUUUGUUUGUUUGUUUGUUUGUUUGUUUGUUUGUUUGUGUGUGUGUUUACCCCGUUCAGCUCCACCGACAGCACGCAGCCUGCGCGGGCCCUCGUUGCACCGCCCGCGCCGUCUGGAAGGGCCUCGGUUGGCGAGCACGCUUUGGCGCCGCCGCGCGCUCUGGGGGCACAUCGAUCAUCAAAGGGCUGGCGAGGCCACUGCCGCAACUGCUGCAAGUGUGCCCUGGCUUCAGCCCCCGGCCACGGUCGUUCUGGAGCCCCCCCCCCUCGAGGACCCGUGCCCCUUCGGCGCGGGGCUCGGCAUCUCCCCGGCGCGGCCUCGAGCGAAUCGAUAUGUUCCGUCGAAGCGGUCGAGCGGGGCCUCGUUGGCGGGGCAGUAGUGGCCUUCUCAGAUCUGGGCGGCGCAGACAAAAUCGCGUCGGCUGCCUUUUGGGUCGCUUCUGGCCCCCUGGAGCCCUAGGUGGAAAAUCAUGUUUGUCAUGUUUGUCUUGUUUGUCGUCAUGCUGUUUGUUCCGUCCUGACUCUUUCCGCCACGACUUUUUUUGCGCAAUGGCGGGCGCGAUGUCACCGUACCUUUUUGCAUGCACAUCGUCAGCAGUCAGGUUGGCUCGGAAGAGCACUGACGUGCCGCCAUCUUCUGGCUUGGUUGUCCUGACUUGAUCGGGGUGGAGGUCCCCAGGAGCCCGUGCCACGAGCAAACCUGCGACGGCGGAGGAAGGGGGGGCGGCGGAGGAGUGCGGCACCCGGCGCCGACUCCAGGAGCGCACGGCGCGCCUCGAAGGCAGCUUCGGAGCCUGGGGGCGGGGGCGAAAAGGGGGAUCCGUCUAGGGGAUCGGUACCCUCUCAUCGCCGAUCGGAGCUCGGGUGCCUCACAAUGCCAGUUCGUCGUGCCGUCCUCCUCCUUCUCCUCCUCCUCCUCCUCCCCCUCCCCCUCCUCCUCCUCCUCUUCCUCCUCCUCCUCCUCCUCCCCCUCCUCCUCCUCUUCCUCCUUCACCCUGAGAUCAGCGCUCGCAAACGGCCGCUCUCAGGCUACGGGACGGGCUGCGGCAGCGGCAGUAUCUCCCCCGCGACGAAGGCGCAGGGUCCCAGUACUCCCUGGGCAUCGCGCCUGGCGCCUUCGACUGCAUGCCGACUGCAUGCCGCGGCCGCCAGGCCCCAGGGGGCCAGGUGCUCCCUGGGAAUCCCGCCUCGCGCUCUCGGUGGGGACCGCUCGAAGCAAACUCAUGCAAUGUGCUUUCUUCCUCCAGGUGGCCAAGAUCCUGGAGGGCAUCCUCGGGCGCCUCACCAGCCACAAGACCGCGCUGCUCCGCGAGGCAGCCGGUCGCGGGCAGGUGACCGCCGAGGCCAAGGCCGAGCUGCGCGGUCUGCUGCGGCGCCUCCGCGCGGGCCGCGGGGGCAGAGCCGCCGCCGUGGCCGCCCUGGCCGCGGAGGUGGCGCGCGAGAGCCCCGACGCCGGCUGCCGCUACUUCGGCGCCUGCGGCGGGAGCGACGGGCCCAUGGACGAGGCGACGAAGGCGCAGGUGGCCGCCCUGCUGAACGGCAUCCUCGGCCGCCUCCAGCGGUGAGGCCCGUGCCCCGACGCCGGACGUGCGCGCGCGCGCGUUCACGCUUGCAUUCUAAAACAGUAGAUGACGGAGGUAAUUCGAGGGCGCAGCGCGCGGCUCGCGCGCCUUCUAGUCCACGCGCCCAUCCUCCGUGGGGUCUCCGUGCCGCUGCUGUGACUCGCUUGCAGACAGGAGGCCA
Molecule: messenger RNA, 1747 nt
Organism: Prorocentrum cordatum
Lineage: Eukaryota; Dinophyceae; Prorocentrales; Prorocentraceae
Source: the annotation of a GenBank genome assembly